This is a messenger RNA of Pestalotiopsis fici W106-1, 1374 nucleotides long. RefSeq lists its product as uncharacterized. Bases 1 to 1374 code for a protein of 457 amino acids. The record is from RefSeq and is a predicted model, not a curated record. Gene Ontology annotation, molecular function: acyltransferase activity, transferring groups other than amino-acyl groups. Gene Ontology annotation, biological process: polyketide biosynthetic process. Lineage: Eukaryota; Fungi; Ascomycota; Sordariomycetes; Amphisphaeriales; Sporocadaceae. The transcript has 2 exons.
AUGGAGACAACAAACGCUUUCGGGGAGCUAGGCCUCUCGAUUAUUGGCAUAGCAUCUCAAUAUCCUCCUCACUCGCUCAAGCCAGAUCAAGUUCAGCAUCUGGCAGAGAGAUUCUACCCCGAUAGCCCAGCCAUGCAGAAAGUCCUGUCUAUCAACCGCUACACAGGCAUCGACACCCGAGCCUCCAUUGGUACAUCGGACCACCCUCUCGUCAACGCCAAAGAGGCUCCCUCGAUAGCCGAGCUCCAUCGCACAUUCAUGACCGACGGCGUGCCAUUGGCCGUAGCAGCUUCACGAAAAGCCAUCUCGGAAGCCGGCAUUCAACUAUCUGAUAUUACACACGUGGUCGCGACAACAUGCACCGACAGCGCAAAUCCAGGCUUUGAUCAUUUUGUCCUAAAGGAGCUCGGUGUUACGCAUCAAGUCGAAAAGGUCUUGCUCCACGGCGUAGGGUGUUCUGGAGGCCUGGCUACGCUGCGGACUGCCGCCAAUCUUGCUCUGGGCCAUGCCGCGAGACGGAAACCCGCCAGGAUACUAUGCGUUGCGCUCGAAGUCAGCACUACCAUGGUCCGGAGCGAACUCGACAGCGUCAAUCAGACCCAGGAGACGAGGAUUGGCGUUACUCUGUUCUCGGAUUGUGGAAGCGCGGUUAUUCUGAGCAAUGGCCUCGGCCAAAGGACGGCGGAUCCCGUUUACGAGCUUCUUGGCUGGGAACACAAGGUGAUUCCCGACACGGACCACGAUCUUGGAUUCGAUGUUGAUCCCGUUGGCUGGAAGGUCGUUUUAUCACCAAGAGUACCCAAAUUAGCUGCGCAGGUUCUGCAACCAACCUUUUCGGAGCUCAUGCGCGAUGUUCCUGACAUGGGGCCAAAGUAUCGCGAAGCCGCAGAUUUCGACUGGGCCAUGCACCCAGGAGGUGCAACGAUUCUCACAGGAGCCGAAAAGGCCAUGUCCAUUACACCUGAGCAUAUGCGCGCCAGUUACAUGACUUAUAUGAAUCACGGAAACUCGAGCUCGGCCACCAUCUUUUCCGUCAUGGACAAGCUGCGGUCAAAAGGUAUGGAUGAGAUGGCCCCAGGUGGCAGAGCCAAAGACUUUGUGGUUGGUUGUGCUUUUGGGCCGGGGAUCACGGUCGAAAUGUGUAUGCUCAAGCGCAAUUUGGGCAUCACUAGGCCGCAUGAUAUCCAGACGCCUCCCGACACCGAUAGCGAAGCCAGCGCAAGCGACGUCGAUGCUACCUCGGAAUGGGCGAGUGAGGACCCCAAGGAAUCAGUGCCCGACACGCCAGAGCCCGAAAUGAUUGAGCCAGUGGCUUCCCACUCACGUGAUGAAGACUUUAUCAAUGAAGCAUUGAGCAGAGUUGAGCUCGAUUAA